Molecule: messenger RNA, 864 nt
Organism: Caenorhabditis angaria
Lineage: Eukaryota; Metazoa; Nematoda; Chromadorea; Rhabditida; Rhabditidae
Source: the annotation of a GenBank genome assembly
AUGGAAUCGACGGGUAGUGCAGAGAAGACAGUGCAAAAACGACCAUUUAUUGAGCAUUUGGGAUUCACGGACACAUCAAAAGCGCCAAAAAUCGAUAUAACAAUAAGGGGUGAAAAAUAUUACUACGAGUUUUUGAAGGUGCAACGUGAGAAAUAUAUGAUUGUGAGAAAAUCGAAAGAUGAUUCGGAGGAAUAUCGAUCGCAAUUGCCGGUUUACAUUAAUCUCAACUUUUUUGGAUGUCAUUAUUUUAAAAAUCUAUUAGCAAAGUACAAAGAUACAUUAGAGAGUUUGAUUAUGAGCGUAACCAAGAAUCGCUCGUUCAACUUUGAUAUCGAAUAUCUAGCAAAUCUUCGAACCCUUCAAUUGAGCGGUGAUUUCAAUAUCGGAACAAUCCUCACAAAAUUACAAAAACCUUUGGAAUAUUUGAGUAUUCAAGUGAGACAUCGCAAUAAAAUCGACUAUGAACAAGUGUAUCAAUGCACGGGAAAUCUAGUGAUACCCUUUAGAUAUUUGACAAAUGAGCAAUUUGUGAAGAUUCAGGCGAAGAAUGUGCGAAUGGAUAUGGGAUAUUUGACAGAGGAGAAUAUCGCCGAUUUCUUGAAGAGCUAUCAGAACGAUACAAUUGGGAAAAUCGUUAAUUUUUAUACUUGGGAUAUUGAUGGCGAAUCAUUUUUCAGUAUACCAAAGUUAUGGAAACUUCUUGGAUCUAACGACACUGAUUAGUGAGUUUCUAGAGAUUAAAAUUGAGCAAAUUUUUUGGUUUCCAGCAAAAAACUCCUUGCCAUUCGCCACAACACCAAACGCAAAGUGGCUCAUUUGAGUUAUAAUAAUAAAACCUUGACGCUGAGGAACUUGAUGAACUAA